CAGAGGUUAUCUGUCAACAGACGAGGUCUGCUAUGGACGUCACCGAUGCUGUAGGUGUUUCUACAAGCUUUACAGGAAGCCCAAGUUCGCUUCAAGCUGGCGUGACCUUCGAUGAAAUCAAGGAAUCUAAACAACCAGGCGAGGCUACAAAUGAGAGAGAGAACAUCCAGAAACGACUGGCCACAUAUCACCACUGGACUGGACUAGCCUUCCCAAUACAGCUGGCAGUAGCUGGGUUCGUAUUCACAGGGGAAAUCGACCAGGUUGUGUGUACCUUCUGUGGAUUAAAACUGUACAACUGGACACGGAAGGAAAAACCUCUUGAGGUCCACAGAAAAUAUUCUCCUGGUUGUACGUUCUUGAAAAAGUGGUUUCCGUUACCCAGGGAAGUUACGGGAUCGUCAACACUUACAAGAGGACCAUCAGGAUACGAUCCAACAAAGGCUGGACACAAGGAGUAUGUUUCCAUUGCCAAGAGAGUGUCUUCUUUCGUUGGAUGGCCACUUAAAGGGGAGCUCCAUUCUUCACAAAACAUGUCGAUGGCUGGGUUUUUCUACAUUGGAUCUGCGGACAGAGUGAGAUGUUUCUACUGUUCCUUUUCACUCAGAGAUUGGGACGUGGAUGAUGAUCCUUUUUCUGCCCAUAAACAACACUCUGCUCAUUGUGACUACAUUAACCAUCUUGCCAGGAAUGCAGUCACGACAAGGAUAAGGACAUUACGAUCUUCUGAACAUUCGUCCCAAGCUUCCCCUAAUGCAGUUCCACCAGGGAUGCUGGUGGUAUGGACUCAGUGGAACCAACAUUGA
Haliotis rubra (blacklip abalone) is the source of this 806-nucleotide messenger RNA. Its product is annotated as baculoviral IAP repeat-containing protein 3-like. The transcript has a single exon. The record is from RefSeq and is a predicted model, not a curated record. NCBI's taxonomy places the organism in Eukaryota, Metazoa, Mollusca, Gastropoda, Lepetellida, Haliotidae. Bases 33 to 806 code for a protein of 257 amino acids.